Molecule: messenger RNA, 867 nt
Organism: Cucurbitaria berberidis CBS 394.84
Lineage: Eukaryota; Fungi; Ascomycota; Dothideomycetes; Pleosporales; Cucurbitariaceae
Product: carbonyl reductase
Exons: 3
Coding region: 1-867 (288 amino acids)
Molecular function (GO): oxidoreductase activity
Source: RefSeq, a predicted model, not a curated record
AUGUCGUACAACAGAAUCGGCGUCGUCACUGGCGCGAAUAAGGGCGUUGGCCUCGCCAUAGUGCGCCAGCUCGCACUUCAAUACCCCAAAUCACCGCUCAACAACGGGUCCUUUCUGAUUUACCUCACAGCGCGCGACCAAGGCAGAGGAGAAGCAGCAGUCAAGGCCCUGGAGCAAGAUGCGCAGUUGAAGAGCGCAAAAGCACUAAAGGCUGACGGGGGGCUCUCAGAGAUCAAGUUCCAUGCCCUUGACAUCACGGAUAGUGGUAGUAUCAAAACAUUUGCAGACCAAUUGAAGCAGACACACGGCGAUGGCGUCGAUUUCGUCAUUAACAACGCGGGCAUUGCGAUGGAGGGAUCCAAUGCGCAGGUGGUCAAGACCACUCUUGGCUGCAACUACUACAGCACUCUCGAAGCAUGCCACGCCUUCAUUCCCCUUCUUAAGUCCACCGGUCGUAUCGUAAACCUCGCCAGUAUGUCUGGACACCUUAACAAGUACUCCGAUGAGGUCCGCAACCGCUUCCUGGCCUCCAAGACCGAAGACGACGUCACAUCCAUCAUGAAGGACUUUGCUUCUGCGGUUGAAGCUGGGAGGGAGAAGGAAGCUGGCUUUCCGAGUGCAGCGUAUGCCGUGAGCAAGGCUGGCAUGAUUGGAGGAACAAGAGCGCUUGCAAGGUCGGAGAAGGAGAAGGGGAGCAGUCUGUUGAUCAAUUCAUGCUGUCCUGGAUAUGUGAAUACAGACAUGACCAAGGGGAACGGCACGAAGAGCCCGGAUGAGGGCGCACAGACACCUGUCAUGCUUGCUAUUCAGGACAUCAAGGGGCAUACGGGACUGUUCUGGCAGAAUGAGAAGCAGCUUGAAUGGUAA